Messenger RNA from Melozone crissalis (California towhee), 9205 nucleotides. RefSeq names its product syntaxin binding protein 5 (gene STXBP5). Gene Ontology annotation, cellular component: cytoplasm; plasma membrane; SNARE complex. Gene Ontology annotation, biological process: regulation of exocytosis; regulation of protein secretion. The transcript has 28 exons. The coding region runs from base 55 to 3507 and encodes 1150 amino acids. The record is from RefSeq and is a predicted model, not a curated record. Gene Ontology annotation, molecular function: myosin II binding; syntaxin binding; GTPase activator activity. NCBI's taxonomy places the organism in Eukaryota, Metazoa, Chordata, Aves, Passeriformes, Passerellidae.
UGACAGCGCGGCGGCGGCGGGGCCGGGGCAGCGGGAGCGCCGCCGCCGAGGACCAUGAGGAAAUUUAACAUCAGGAAGGUGCUGGACGGCCUGACGGCGGUCUCUGCCGUCGCCUCGGCGUCGUCCGCCGCGCAGCAGCAGCAGGCGGGGAACCGGGAGACCGAGAUCCAGGAGACGCUCCAGUCCGAGCACUUCCAGCUCUGCAAGACUGUACGCCACGGUUUCCCCUACCAACCUUCAGCCUUGGCAUUUGAUCCGGUUCAGAAAAUACUGGCCAUUGGGACUCAGACUGGAGCACUAAGGCUCUUUGGUCGGCCAGGAGUUGAAUGCUACUGUCAACAUGACAGUGGAGCUGCAGUAAUCCAACUUCAGUUCCUGAUUAAUGAGGGAGCUCUAGUGAGUGCCUUGGCUGAUGACACGUUACACCUGUGGAACUUGCGCCAGAAGAGGCCGGCUAUCCUUCAUUCCCUCAAAUUUAACCGGGAACGGAUAACAUUUUGUCACCUGCCUUUCCAAAGCAAAUGGCUAUAUGUGGGCACUGAAAGAGGAAACAUUCACAUUGUCAAUGUGGAAUCAUUUACUCUCUCAGGCUAUGUCAUCAUGUGGAAUAAAGCCAUUGAACUGUCAUCCAAAUCUCACCCAGGACCUGUUGUCCACAUUAGUGACAAUCCAAUGGAUGAAGGAAAGCUUCUGAUUGGCUUUGAAUCUGGGACGGUGGUAUUAUGGGACCUGAAGUCAAAGAAGGCAGAUUAUAGAUAUACACAUGAUGAGGCUAUCCACUCUGUGGCUUGGCAUCAUGAAGGCAAACAAUUCAUUUGUAGUCACUCAGAUGGUACCUUGACUAUAUGGAAUGUAAAAUCUCCUACCAAACCAUUCCAGACAAUCACUCCACAUGGAAAGCAGCUGAAGGAUGGAAAGAAGCCAGAACCCUGUAAACCUAUCCUUAAGGUGGAAUAUAAAACAACUAGAGCUGGGGAGCCUUUCAUCAUUCUCUCAGGAGGCUUGUCAUAUGACACUGUAGGAAGAAGACCCUGUUUAACAGUCAUGCAUGGGAAAAGUACUGCUGUGCUAGAAAUGGAUUAUUCUAUCGUUGAUUUUCUAACCCUGUGUGAAACUCCAUAUCCUAAUGACUUUCAGGAACCAUAUGCUGUAGUUGUUCUCCUAGAAAAAGACUUAGUACUGAUUGACCUUGCACAAAAUGGGUAUCCUAUCUUUGAGAAUCCCUAUCCUUUGACUAUACAUGAGUCUCCGGUUACCUGUUGUGAAUAUUUUGCUGACUGUCCUGUGGAUCUCAUACCUGCACUCUAUUCAGUUGGUGCUCGACAGAAGCGUCAAGGUUACAGCAAGAAGGAAUGGCCUAUCAGUGGAGGCAACUGGGGUGUGAUCACUCAGAGCUAUUCAGAGAUCAUUAUUACAGGGCAUGCUGAUGGAUCAAUUAAAUUUUGGGAUGCAUCAGCAAUAACGCUGCAAGUACUCUAUAAGCUAAAAACAGCCAAAGUAUUUGAAAAAUCACGGAAUAAAGAUGACAGGCCAAACACAGAUAUAGUAGAUGAAGAUCCAUACGCUAUUCAGAUCAUCUCAUGGUGUCCAGAAAGUAGAAUGCUGUGCAUAGCUGGAGUUUCUGCACAUGUCAUUAUUUACAGGUUCAGCAAGCAGGAAGUGACAACAGAAGUCAUUCCGAUGCUGGAAGUUCGUCUCCUAUAUGAAAUAAAUGAUGUUGAAACUCCAGACGGUGAGCAGGUGCCACCUGUACCAACUCCAGGCACAGGCUCCAAUCCCCAACCCAUUGUUCCCCAGUCUCAUCCAUCUACUAGUAGCAGUUCAUCUGAUGGGCUUCGUGAUAAUGUCCCAUGUUUGAAAGUCAAAAAUUCUCCUCUCAAGCAGUCUCCAGGCUACCAAAUCGAGCUUGUUAUCCAGCUGGUGUGGGUGAGUGGAGAACCUCCUCAACAGAUAACCAGCUUAGCCAUCAACUCUGCCUAUGGCCUAGUAGUUUUUGGAAACUGUAAUGGUAUUGCCAUGGUUGAUUACCUCCAGAAGACAGUGCUCUUGAAUCUAGGCACUAUUGAACUGUAUGGCUCCAAUGAUCCCUACCGCAGGGAGCCACGAUCUCCCCGAAAAACCCGGCAACCAUCUGGAGCAGGUCUCUGUGAUAUAAAUGAAGGUACAGUGGUGCCAGAAGACCGCUGCAAGUCACCCACGUCAGGUUCUGGUUCACCAAACAAUUCUGAUGAUGAACAAAAAAUGAAUAAUUUUAUAGAAAAGGUGAGGACCAAAAGCAGAAAGUUUUCCAAGAUGGUAACCAAUGACAUAGCAAAGAUGUCCAGGAAGCUAAGUUUGCCAACUGAGUUAAAGCCUGAUUUAGAUGUCAAAGACAACUCUUUCAGUCGAUCCCGGAGUUCUAGUGUAACUAGCAUUGAUAAAGAGUCACGCGAGGCAAUUUCAGCUCUUCAUUUUUGUGAGACUUUCACAAGAAAGGCUGAUACAUCACCUUCCCCAUGCCUGUGGGUUGGCACCACGCUGGGUACAGUGCUUGUCAUUGUACUGAACUUACCCCCAGGAGGAGAGCAGAGACUUCUUCAGCCAGUAAUUGUUUCUCCCAGUGGAACCAUCCUGAGGCUAAAAGGGGCAAUCUUGAGAAUGGCUUUUUUGGACACCACAGGAUCGUUGGUCCCACCAGCACAUGAAACCUGGAGAGAACACCAUGAAGAUAAAGAUGAAAAAGAAAAAGCAAAAAAGCGACGACCUGUCUCAGUGUCCCCUUCUUCCUCUCAGGAAAUCAGUGAAAACCAAUAUGCAGUGAUAUGUUCGGAAAAGCAAGCAAAAGUUAUCUCACUGCCAUCCCAGAACUGUAUUUAUAAGCAAAAUAUAACAGAGACUUCUUUUGUUCUUCGUGGAGACAUAGUGUCGUUGAGUAACAGUAUCUGCCUUGCAUGUUUUUGUGCCAAUGGACAUAUUAUGACUUUUAGUUUGCCCAGUUUAAGGCCGUUGUUGGAUGUAUAUUACCUGCCACUCACCAACAUGCGGAUAGCCAGAACGUUCUGCUUCACCGAUAAUGGACAAGCACUCUAUCUUGUCUCACCAACUGAAAUACAGAGGCUCACCUACAGCCAAGAAACAUGUGAAAAUCUUCAGGAAAUGUUGGGUGAGCUCUUCACUCUUGUAGAAACACCAGAAGCACCAAACAGGGGGUUCUUCAAAGGCCUGUUUGGAGGUGGGGCACAAUCACUUGACAGAGAAGAACUCUUUGGAGAAUCAGCAUCUGGGAAGGCAUCAAGGAGUCUUGCCCAGCAUAUUCCAGGACCUGGGGGUAUCGAAGGUGUCAAAGGAGCAGCAUCUGGUGUAGUUGGUGAACUGGCACGAGCCCGGCUGGCACUGGAUGAAAGAGGACAGAAACUGGGAGAACUGGAAGAGAAAACUGCAGCUAUGCUUUACAGUGCUGAUUCUUUCUCAAAACAUGCUCAUGAGAUGAUGUUGAAGUACAAAGACAAGAAGUGGUACCAGUUCUGAUGACUCUCAUCAAUCACAUCUGUUUAAUUUUGUCCUGAUGAAAAAAUCUUGUUUUUUCAUUAAUUUUGGCAGGACCACUGAAAUUUAAAGGAGUAUUCACCAUCGGAUACUGUUGUUUCCUAGCACAAAUGACACACUGUUUUACCUCAGUCCUGGCUUUAACUGAGGAGCUUUAUAUCUAAGAAACACACACAAAAAAAGAAACUUGAGUGUUUCUUAGCUGUUGGUUAGCAUAAAGUUGGAACAGAGAAGGUAGCUGGAACAUGUGGGAAAGAGAGUAAAAGGAAAUCGUGGUGAGAUGGGCAGGGGCAAUGCAGGGUCAAUCCUGUGUUAAUAUUUCAUAUGCCAAAAGUUUUUGUGCUAUUGUAAUUGCUGCCAGUGUUAUACCCUCCUGUAAGGAGAGGCAAUAAAUCAGGGGUCCAAGAGCUGGAAUCGAGCUGUUUGUCUUGCUGGACAGUAGCUGACUUACAAUUGCCCUCUCUAGGACUCGCUAUAUUUACCAUUAUUGUUGAAGAAGAGUUGAAGUUUCCUGUCAUUCUUUCAUUUAAAAAGCUGGAAGCUUGGAAGAUUUCUUAUUGAAAAUUGUAUACAUAGUUGACCUGUGCAUAGUCUUUUCUUGGACCCCUGAUCUAGUAUUCUUGUAUUCACAUCAUAUUCUGUGACGUGCAAAACAAAAGAAUACGUAAUUUUUGCAUUAAAAAGUCAAGUGAAUAAUAUGACUGGAAUGUGUCAUGCUGGGAGUUUUCGUUUGUGUUAUGGCCGUGCAAUGUGAAAUGUGGUAACAUCUUCCUUGUGGUAAGAAUUCUUCAACUUCUGUUCAGUUAAAUAUUAUUUUUGCCAAAAAUGGUUAUUGGUUCAGGUUGUGUAACAUUUAGAAUUGGCUGUGGGUUCCAUUCAUGCUGUGAGUUUUUAUAAAUGUUUAACAGAAUGUAUCUUUACAGCCAUUAAUUGAAAUAGCUGAGAUAGUUUUGCUCAAGACUUAAGUUCGAGAUGCCCCUUUAGUCCUUCACUAUGAAAUCAGAUAGCCUUGGACUCAGGUUUUCAAACUUCUACACACCAUGGAGGUGCUGAUGCAUGAAUAAUGGCAAGCAAGCAUUUAAUACUUUAUAAUUGUCAGUAUGUUGUUUAGCCAAUCUCUAAGUUCUGCCAGUAGUGCUAUUUUACAAGUACCCGUCUCAGCCCCGUGCAGCACUAAAGGCAUUUGUCCUAAAGUUUGGAUUUAAUCUCUAAAGCAGUGUUUUCAUUGUAAGCAGUGGUAAAGUGUGCAUAAAAACUUUAGGAAUUGCUGAAAUAAUGUUCCAUUUGGGUGAGAUAAAUAAUACAGCUGAGCUAACUUGUUAAUGGCUACUGCGCUAAAGCUGUCUCAGUGUGAAUAACUAGGGCUCUUUUUAAAAGAGAGUAUUCCUUAAAAUAAAUGCUUGCAUUUCAAAAAUUCCUUUAGACCUUUUUUCUCAAAUCAGGAAUAGUCAUUGACUCGUUUUGUUUUAUAAAAGGGAGUACUUAGAAGCUGAUAGGUCUACAUUGUCUGAAAUUAAUCACUUAGGUUUGCUUCUCCAAGCAUUGCAUUUUGUGUACUUUUUUCACAAAUUUCCCGAAUGUUCCCAAAGCAAAACUUUGGUUAAAUUUGUAUUGUGAAGUGAUGUUGCAGGUACACAGAUAAGGCAACCUUACAAAACACCUCAAGGAUGCAAAAUAUUGAAGUUACUUAUGGUUCCUUAAAUCACUUUCCAAAUGAGAGAAAAAUAUGUUCGGGCUUUGAAGCACAAACGGAUAAAUUUUCUCACUUUAGGUAGAGCAACAUUUUAAAAAGACAGUUGAAUUGUGUUGCCAGUAAAAGGGCAUGCUCUACUAUGCCCACUGCUCAAAGGACUUAAAAAAUAAGAAUGUGACAAUUCAAACAAGUAGUAUUAUGAUUUCUUGAUAUGUCUGUCCCAUAGCUACUGAGGCAAUGUUUACUUGAGUUACUUAACUCAGUUUGCCAUGCAAUAUUUGCCUCUGCAUGUUAAUUUAUUUUUUAGUGUCUAAUUAAUGCCUAUUUAGCACCAUUUUGUGAGACAUUCAGGUAAAAGAAAAUGAGAUAAACCACUAUCCAUACCACAUCCAAAAAAACCCACCCUAGCUGACACUUGACCCCUUCCUUGUCUCACAUUUAUAAAUUGAGUUGACUCAUUAUUAUUUGACCUGCUGAAAAUAAAGUACAUUUCAGGGCAACAGAAUCGUGGGGAAUUAAUCUGGUCAGGCUCUGGGGGAGAGGAUUGCAAAAGCAUUCUUCAACAAAUUAUGGUAUCAAUCAAUGGAAGAUGACCUUGGCUUGAAAGGAAAGCCUACUUAACUUUCUCAUCAAGAUGUAUUUGACAACCACCAGCAAGCAAAAUAAUCAGAGGCAAUGAGAGACCAUCUGGCAGUACCAGAGGAAUAGCGGCUGAUUUGGUGUUACAGAAUCUAUCGUAGUUGAAUCUCUUCUGGUGCUUGUGUUCAGGGCAUGCUUCUAGAUAGGAAGAAUAAUGGCAUGGUUGUUCUUGAGAUAAAUGGUUCUUGGUCAAUAAAAGGGGCUAUGUACAAUUUUAGUCUAAAAUGUUACUUUUUCCUUCCCAGUGGAAGGAAGGCGAUCACACACCCAUCAUUGCAUCUUAUUGUGCUAUUGGUGGUGCACCUUUUGUACAGCAAAGUGUAUUGAAAUCCUUGCAGGGAAGCAUCCCUGGUUUUUUCACUAGCAUUUUAGUUGUGUGACAUUUUUUAGAGUGUCUGGAAAACUAAAAAAAAUACAAUUGAGCUAUUACUUUUUUUAAAAUGAAAGUAAGAAACUACCUGCUGCUACCUAUCUGUUUAUAUGUAGUGUGUCUCAUUAGAAACUGUAAACUGAAGAAGCUUUUCUUCACCUUAGUCCUGCCAAAUCGUAACUUUUGAUUCCUGGUAUGUGUAAAUAUGUGUGUAUUCCAAAUCAGUCUGAAAAUGUUACACCACAGGCAUCUCCAGUGAUUUGUUCUCAGCAAACAGUCAGUUAUAAAGUAGAGUAAUAUAUAGCUGUGUUCUUUGUCUGUCUUUAUGCAAAGUUUUUGUGCCUGAGGUGGUACUUGCAUGGCAGGUGAUUGGAAAGCUGCAUCCAAAGGAGGAUUUUUGGAAGCAAGUUCAUUUGCUUUUUUUUCCUUUUAGUUUUCCUUUUAUUUUCCUUUCUAUGUUUUGGUUUUGGUUUUUUUAAUUUCGUUUGUUUUGGUGGUGUUUUGGUUUGUUUGGGUUUUUUUGAAGGGUGGGAAUUUUUGUUUCAUUGCUUUUGUUUCUUUUAUUUUUCAUUUUUGCUUAAUUAAUGGCACUGAUCUUACCUGAACUUUUAAACUUGAAUUUUUCCUGCACUUUAAUUCAAUCAUGGUAUUUUAUUCCUUAAUUUUGUUUCUGCAUUUGUGCAGUUCAGGUUCAUUAUUUGUAUAUAAACACACAUGUUCAAUAAAGACUUUAGAACAGAUUACUUUCAGGCACCUUUGCUAAUUAUGUGAUUUAUUUAGAAUGUGUGUUUUCUUAGCAAAAGAUGUAUAUACAAUAUAGAAUCUAAUGAAAGGCACGUAUUCUGUGUCAGCAUUCAGUUUAUAAAUUACUGCAACACUUUCGCAUUUGUUACUAGAUAAUACAAAAGAAAUCUGUUAUAUUUAUACAUACUGCUUAAGAAUAUACUUUUAGUUUUAAAUAAUUUUUAUAUGUACACUUCUACCUUUAAUUUUAAAAAGACUUGCGUUCAAGUUUUAAGUCAAAGUACUUAAAGUAUGUAUAUUAUCCAUAGAAGUUGUUUUAAGCUUAUGAAUACAUUCAUAUCUCAUAUCGAGAUGAUACAAUUACUAAGCAAUUAAAAGAAAUAGCCCAUUUUGCUUUGCAGAAAAUAAUCAGUUAUUUUUACCUCCCAUUAUGAACUUCCUUGAAUAAUUCUCCAAGUAUGGAGCAAGAAGAUAGGGAACUAGCCUAAUAUUCAAGUUUUCUCAAUAGCUGCAGUCCAUGGCUGACUGGUUUUCUAUGGUUUGGGUUUUUUUCUGGUACACAUGAGUGACUUUUUUCAGCUCUAUUUCUUGGACUUUUAAAAUUCUCCAAAACUGAAGUGAGGUUUGUCCAAUAAACAUUUUCUUUGAGUAAUUUGAGUAUUUUGAUUAUACAUCAGCUCUUUACAUGUAAAUCAGGGUUGGUUUUUAUGUGGGUUUGUUUUGUUGGGGUUUUUUUGUGUCUGAAACGUGUUGGAAAAAUUAAAGAGUCUGUGGCUGAAGUGCCCACUACUUUCUGCUUGUAGUUUAACAUGUCUGGGCAGGCACUGACUGCAGACAGUCCAGUGUGGGAGGGAGGGACUGCAGUGCCUUGCCUCCCUUUCCAGGUAGAAGGGCAGCUGGUCACUCCAAUCUUCCCUCGUGCCAGCCAAUUUCCUGGGUAAUUGAUUUGAGUCUUUUUGGGUGGAUGUUGAUAACUUUGCUACUACCACAAAAUCUUCAAAUACUCUGUAGACAGAAAUUAAUGAUGUUUGAGGGGUGGAAGUGAACAGAAUCAGGGGAAAAAAGGGUGUAAUGUAGGUGAAUCAGUUAAACCAAUUUUACUUCCGUUUUCAUUGAAAAGCUGAUCUGGGCCGAUUUCUUCUUAAGCCCAUUAUAAAGAUGUGCUAUAUAUGUACCUUAUUACUGUUUCAAAUCCGAUGAGUGUACUGUUUCUGGGUUCUUUUCCACCUUAUAAAGUUUAGACUUAAAGAUGUAGGCAUUAAUUUUUUAAAAGUCUAAAAAAAGGAAGAGAAAUGAGGCAGAAACACGAAACAAUCAAAUAGAAGAUGUCAAUCAGUAUUUAUUUUAGAAGUUCCAUGUGCACCUAGAAACGUUUAAGCUAACCUACAGCUGUAGGUUACUUUGACAGUUGUAUUUUUCUGUUAGUACCUAAGUUCCAUAUUAACCAGGCAAAUAACUAGAAGUUAAACUGUUUCAGUUGAAAACACGUAAGAAGUUGUAUGUGGAUUACCACUACCAUUCAGUCAUAGGUGAUGGAAAGGGAGAGGGGUGGGAACAUGUUUUAAAUAUUCCCUUUUAAAACAGAAUUGUAAAUAAGCAGUACUGUGUUAUUUUAGACCUGAGCUCUGCUAUCUGUAGUGGUUAGAACUAGGAAAACAUGCUGCUUUCUGGUUAUGCUGCUGUUUCAUCGUACCAGCACCAUGGGGGAAAAAAUACAUCCGUAAAUUUUUCUAACAUUGCCCACUCCUGGGUAAGCAUGCUUGAUGUGUAGCAGUUCUCGUUUCUGUAUAUGUUAGUGUGUACAUGUGUGUUUUCUUUUUCCCUUAUGUUCAUUGCAACUUAUUCUUCAGUUAAGUCUUGCUGAGCCCCACUAGCUCUUCUGAGGAUGAUUACUGGAAUAUGCAUUUUUAGGUAGGGUUGCAAAUCCAUCUGUCUACAAAUAUAGUUUCAUAUGAACUGCAAACUGUACUGUUACAAACUCAACUAUGUUAGAUUGCAUAGAGUUAUUUUACUUACAUGUACUUGGACUGAACUAUGUCAUCAUAAUGAAGUUAAAAAAUUAAGUAUGGAAUAUUUUUGUAAAUAGAAAUACCUGUGCAGCUGGUAUUUUAAAUUUAAAAUGUAUUAUACAUUAAUGUUUCAGAAAAAAAUGUUCAUAUAUGUGUAUAUGAAUGUGUCAUUAUGCUGAAGGGCUCUUGAUUGGGCAAAAUAAACUAUUCAAAUCUCUCCUGAAA